Messenger RNA from Uncinocarpus reesii 1704, 1317 nucleotides. RefSeq lists its product as uncharacterized. NCBI's taxonomy places the organism in Eukaryota, Fungi, Ascomycota, Eurotiomycetes, Onygenales, Onygenaceae. The record is from RefSeq and is a predicted model, not a curated record. The coding region runs from base 1 to 1317 and encodes 438 amino acids. The transcript is spliced from 2 exons.
AUGUCAGUUGGUCGCAAGGUCUUUCAUUGUGUGGUGGAUGAUACCGCUUUAGCCGCCAAUAUUGGCGACAUCAAAAAAUGGACUUCGCAGGGUGCUAUCAACCUUAUCGUACCUCUUUAUACGCUUGAGCGCCUUCAUGCCCUGAAAAAGAUUCCCUCCCAAACCGGCGUAAACGCCCGCGAGUCACUCCGUUUUCUCGAUCGCGUAACUUCUGGCAAGCACAGCAUCCCAGCCUCCAAGGUAGUGCUUCAAGGGCCGAUGGAACAAUUUGGGACUUGGGCAGAGGCGGAGAAAUAUCUUUUACCGGAAUUCAAGGAGGAGGCUGUGGACAGCCAGGCUCCAGUAUCUACUACUUCGGCCCGUGCAUCGAUCGUUGAGCCCGCGCAGAAGUCCGCCGAGAAUGGACUCGGAAUCACUGGGGGCAUUGACGAUCUUAAUGAAAUGUCUCAGAUGCUCCUUAGCAAGCUGAAUUUUAAAAACGACAUGGAUACGGCGUCAGCGAACUCUGCCGGGACCCCCAGUUUCCCUGCCUCCCCAGCCACGGCUAGUUCCCGCCAAAGCCCAGAGUACGCUGCUCGCCAGCUGGGAGAACCUCAGAGAGACGAGAGCGAUUCAGUUCAAGAAGACGAAACCCCUGAACGUGUGUUUGUCAACCCGGUUGUUCCGCAAGAGAUUAGGCCUCUUCUGAAUGCUACUCUUUGGCGACUCCAUGCCCACCCGGAUGCCACUUCUGCUGCAUCCGGUUGCGUUCUCGUUACAAAUAACCGCUCCUCUCAGGCUUGGGCUCAAAAGUUCGGCAUCGCAGUCAAGAAUAUUCCUCAACUCCGGACUUCCAUCAUCUAUGAAGAAAAGGAAUUCAAAAACCACUGCAAAUAUCUCGAAAAGAACCCUACUAAUGAGCCUAAGCCACUCCUCUCUUACGAGGACGAGAGUGACGAGGACGUCCUCGUCUUCGUGCCUCGCGGCCAGGCAAAGCUCGGAAGUGCUGGUUCCAACACUCGAACUCCUACCAAGGCUUCGCCUGUCACUCCUCGAAGUGCUAACAGCCAUACCAACGGAAGCGCAAGAAUCAAGAGCAGUCCAACUGAACCGCAGGUCGAGAUGCCUUCAACGCCGAUUGACCCCGACUCGUUUAAUCGCAAUUUUGGCGUGGUAAAGCAACAAGGCGCAGCCAAUGCGAACACUCCUAAUACUGUGAGCCGUGGGCCGCCCCCGCAACAUCCUCGUUCCGGAGGCCCGGGUCGUCGGGGAGGCCCUCGAGGAGGCGGCAUGUUUCGAGGCACUGGUAGAGGUCGUGGAAGACUCUGGGUUCCUUGA